UCGACUCCUAAUUGAAACAGACAUUUGUCCCAGUCGUCUUAAAGCGGAGCAUACAAUCAACAAAGUGAGAUGGCGGAACCAUCAUCAUCACAUUCAUCAUCUCAUGGGAAAAGGAAGCGAGCAUGCUCUCCUAAUGACAAUGCCAGUAGUUCACCAGGCAGAACCAAAAACAGCACAAGCCUUGAGGACAACCUUAUAUUCACUGAUACGUUGAUAGCUCUACAAUUGAUGCGCGCACAAUUCCCAAAGCUAGAGAAGGUUGUGACACAGCCAUUCAUUUUGCAAUCCCAAUUGUAUAGCAGCGUGAAGGACAGGACUCAAGUUGAUAGAGAUUUGGAGUCACUGAAGAAAGACAGAGUACUCCGAGUAUUCAAACUCAGUACUGGUCAGGAUGACCAUGCUAUCAUGUUCAUGGAUGAUUAUCUGAGACAGAUGGAGUUUGCUAUCAGGAGGUCAACGGGUAAAAAACAAGAUGGUAGUGAAGUGUUUGAGUGGUUUGAGAAAUAUGUUCUGCAUUCGAAAUUGGAUGUUAGCAUAAAUCACCUAGAGCUGUGUUCACUGUUAUCAUGUGGUGGUGAUGCGAAAGAUAAACAUAUCACAGUAUUGAUGAAUGCUGGCCUCCUAACGCGCCAGCUAAUAGAUCCAAACAUGUACUGGUUUUCUAUUCCAAGUAUUGGUCCAAUCUUGAAAGGCCUAUCCCAGGGGAGGAAGGAAGUUCUUUCAUUACUGAACCGUCGGAAGUACAAGGAGAUGCUAGUGUCUUCACUGGAGAAGACGAGGUUGAGGACAUCGCCUCUAGACGUGCGGUUCCACCUCCGCGAUCUUAUCGGGUCUGGUCACAUAAAGACGGUUCAGACACCCACCGGCUUACUUGCUCGUGUAUCAACAGAUUGAUAAUCAAACAGUUUUGGAUCAAUUAAUCUUACUUUCUCUUCCUUGCUGCGUAACUACCCAGCUUCUGUGCUUCUGAUUAUGUUUUAUGUUAUGGCGAUUUUGGCUUCUUUUGACGUCAGGAGUACUUGGAGCUAUCUUAUUGGUUCCUGCA
This is a messenger RNA of Lolium rigidum, 1045 nucleotides long. RefSeq names its product serine/threonine-protein kinase 19-like. The record is from RefSeq and is a predicted model, not a curated record. The coding region runs from base 70 to 894 and encodes 274 amino acids. Gene Ontology annotation, molecular function: protein serine/threonine kinase activity. The transcript has 8 exons. Lineage: Eukaryota; Viridiplantae; Streptophyta; Magnoliopsida; Poales; Poaceae. Gene Ontology annotation, biological process: protein phosphorylation.